AUGACACGGCUGCCGUCGUGGCUGAAGACCCCCAUCCCAGACUCCAAGAACUACCAGCGGCUGAAGCGCGACCUGCGCGGGCUGAACCUGCACACCGUGUGCGAGGAGGCCCGCUGCCCCAACAUCUCCGACUGCUGGGGCGGCAGCGACAAGUCGCACGCCACGGCGACGAUCAUGCUGAUGGGCGACACGUGCACGCGUGGCUGCCGCUUCUGCAGCGUCAAGACGUCGCGCCGCCCGCCGCCGCUCGACCCGCACGAGCCUGAGAACACCGCCGAGGCCAUCUCGCGCUGGGGGCUCGGCUACGUCGUGCUCACCAGCGUCGACCGCGACGACCUCGCCGACGGCGGCGCCCGCCACUUCGCCGAGACCGUCAUGAAGAUCAAGUCCAAGGCCCCCAGUAUCCUCGUCGAGUGUCUCACCGGCGACUACGCCGGUGACACCGACAUGGUCGCCCUCGUCGCCCGCUCCGGCCUCGACGUCUACGCCCACAACGUCGAGACCGUCGAGGCUCUCACCCCCUUCGUCCGCGACCGCCGCGCCACCUUCCAGCAGUCCAUCCGCGUCCUCCAGGCCGCCAAGGCUGCCCGCCCCGAUCUCAUCACCAAGACCUCGCUCAUGCUCGGCCUCGGCGAGUCCGACGAGCAGAUCGAGGACGCCCUCCGUCAGCUUCGCGCUGUCAAUGUCGACGUAGUCACCUUCGGCCAGUACAUGCGUCCCACGAAGCGCCAUAUGGCCGUGCAUGAAUACGUCACGCCGGACAAGUUUGAGCACUGGCGCCUGCGCGCGCUCGAGAUGGGCUUUUUGUACUGUGCGUCGGGCCCGCUGGUCCGCAGCAGUUACAAGGCCGGCGAGGCGUUCAUCGAGAACGUGCUGAAGAAACGUCGGGCGGCUGGUGCGACAGGCGAGUCUGUGCGCGAUGGCGCGGUUGCGAUGGACGAGGCGCGGUGA
Aspergillus terreus NIH2624 is the source of this 951-nucleotide messenger RNA. RefSeq names its product lipoate synthase. The coding region runs from base 1 to 951 and encodes 316 amino acids. Gene Ontology annotation, biological process: lipoate biosynthetic process. Gene Ontology annotation, molecular function: lipoate synthase activity; 4 iron, 4 sulfur cluster binding. The record is from RefSeq and is a predicted model, not a curated record. Gene Ontology annotation, cellular component: mitochondrion. Lineage: Eukaryota; Fungi; Ascomycota; Eurotiomycetes; Eurotiales; Aspergillaceae. The transcript has a single exon.